GUUAGUGUACGCUAUUUUUCUUAUCGAACAUUUACAUUUAUUUCCACACGUGUAAUUUUUGCAAAUAGGAAUACUGAAACUAUGUCCAUGUUAGCUGGUGAAAAAUAUUGGGAAAAGAUCCGAUUCGCAAAAGCUGAGAAGCAAUACUAUGAAAUGUUAAGCCAGGAUAUAUAUUUUGGGUCAGGCGUUGGUCAUAAACAAAUCACAAAAAUAUCUAAAAUUCAGCAAUGCAAAGUUAUAAGUGAUAAAAUUUACAAUGAAAAAAAAUCUGGUUGUAUAACAUCUUUUGAAGCGAGUGACAAAUUUCUCAAAUUUGAGAAAAAUUUUAAACAGAUAGCCCUAGGAUAUCAGCAAGAUUCAUCUAUAAACAGGAAGAGUAUAUUAGUUUCCGAAAUUGCUAAAGCCAGAGAACACAUCAAAAAUUCUUUGGAAAAGAUGGAUGGCAUUUCUUGUGCGGAGGCAACUAUGGUUCCAUCUCAUAUAUUGGAACGUUUUGAAUUACUAGAAGAUGAAAACGCAAAAUUAAAAAAAACAAUUUCAAGUCUAAAUGACCUCUGCUUGGACUCCCAAAAACGUAUUUCUGCAUUGGAAACAUUAAUAAAACGUGAUCCUGUAGCAGAAGUUGCAGUGGAAGAUGAUGAUGGAGUUGACUUAUUUGCAUCAGAUAGUGAUGAAGAGUCGGAAGAAGCUGCUCGAGUAAGAGAAGAACGCCUGGCUGCAUACGCUGCAAAAAAGUCGAAAAAACCAACUUUAAUAGCUAAAUCCAGUUUGGUGCUUGAUGUAAAACCUUGGGACGAUGAAACAGAUUUAAAAGAAAUGGAAAAUUUAAUUAGAAAAAUUUCAUCAGAUGGAUUAUUGUGGGGAGCAUCUAAGUUAGUUCCUGUAGCUUUUGGAAUAAACAAAGUGAGCAUAAGUUGCGUUGUAGAAGAUGAUAAAGUUUCAAUUGAUUGGCUGACAGAAGAAAUUGAGAAAAAUGAAGAAUUUGUUCAAAGUGUUGAUGUUGCUGCUUUUAAUAAAAUUUAAAAAAAAAAACAAUUUAUAUAUUCUUAUCAAAUAAAAAUAAUAAAAGAAAAGUCUUUACGAUUUAAUCGAAAA
This is a messenger RNA of Calliphora vicina (urban bluebottle blowfly), 1095 nucleotides long. It is a transcript of the gene eEF1delta, whose product is annotated as elongation factor 1-delta. The record is from RefSeq and is a predicted model, not a curated record. The transcript is spliced from 4 exons. NCBI's taxonomy places the organism in Eukaryota, Metazoa, Arthropoda, Insecta, Diptera, Calliphoridae. Gene Ontology annotation, biological process: translational elongation. Gene Ontology annotation, cellular component: cytosol; eukaryotic translation elongation factor 1 complex. The coding region runs from base 82 to 1023 and encodes 313 amino acids. Gene Ontology annotation, molecular function: guanyl-nucleotide exchange factor activity; translation elongation factor activity.